AUGGAGCCGCGAGCACGUUCUAGUAAUAGUUCAUCUCAUGAUGGACUUGCACCAAAUUCUAUGAAGUCAUUAACUGAAAGUAAAUUACGUGCAUUUGAACAAGGCACUGUAGCUGUUAAUUCACGAGCUAAUUUAUCACGUAAAGAACGUGAAGAAAUUCGUGCAAAAAUUGAAGCAAAUGAAACUGAAGAAGCAUUAAAAGAAUUUGUUGCUGCAUUUGAAGAACCAGUUCAUAAAACAAAUAAAACAUUUGUUAAAGGUGGAGUUUUUAAUCCUGGUUCACAUGAAGAAACUCCAAGUGAUCGAGGAAAAACAUAUCGAACAACAACAACAUUUACUAAAAAAGAUGAUGUAACAUCGAAUAAAGAUGUUUUACAACAACAAAUUGCUAAAAGUAAUGCAGCUGCACUUGCAGCGGCAGCUGCUCUAUCAGCAGCAGCAGCAGAAAAUAAACCUAAAUUAAAAAAUGAACGUGAAAAACGUAAAUCAAACUUAGAAUCAUUUAAAGAAGAACUUAAAAGAAUACAAGAAGAACGUGAUCGUCGUCAUAGUCAAAAAUCACGAGAAAAAGAUCAUAAACCACAACGAUUUCUACCUCCACCAUCUAUAUCACAACAUUCUGAUGUUGCGCCUGAAACGGAUUCAUCUCAUCACGAUAAUCGUCAUGUAUGCGAUGAUCCAAAUACAACAAAUUUAUUUAUCAGUUCAAUUCCACGUUUGAUGAAUGAAAUGGCUAUAAUGGAAUUAUUUGGUCGUUAUGGACCAUUAGCAAGUGUAAAAAUAAUGUAUCCAAGAAGUGAAGAAGAAAAAUCUCGUGGAAACAAUUGUGGUUUUGUUGCUUAUAUGAGUCGAAAAGAUGCGGAAAGAGCAAUGCAUGAAUUAAAUGGUUCACAAAUGGAUUCUAUAUCUGUUCGAAUGAAUUGGGGACGACCUGUUCAUAUACCACCACAACCAAUUUAUAUUCCACCUACAUUAAGAGAUUUAAUCAUGCCACCACCACCAUCUGGCUUACCAUUUAAUGCUCAACCAAAUACAAAACAUCGUUCAUCAAAAUCACAAGAUAUUCUUGGUCGAGAAAAGGAACUUGCAAAACUUCUUGAACAUGCGACUGUUCGAGUGAUUAUUCCUCAUGAUAGAGCCUUAUUAUGUUUGAUUCAUCGCAUGAUUGAGUUUGUUAUUCGUGAAGGUCCUCUAUUUGAAGCAAUGAUAAUGCGUCGUGAAAUGAAUAAUCCACAAUUCCGGUUUUUAUUUGAUAAUCAAAGUCCAGCUCAUACAUACUAUCGAUGGAAACUUUAUUCAAUUCUUCAAGGUGAUAGUAUUACAAGUUGGCGAACAGAAAUAUUUCGUUUAUUUAAAGAUGGAAGUUUAUGGUUACCACCUCAACCUCAACAAUUUACAUCUGGUAUGCCCGAUGAAGUAUUUGAAAAAGUCAAAAAAGAAACAGAGAAUGAAAUAAUUGUGAAACCAGAAAUAACUAUACCCGUAAUUAAUCCAAACAAUAAUAAUAAUAAUAAUAAUACAAGCAAUAAACGUGGUCGACUUAGUCAUCGACAAAGAGAUCAUUUGGAAGAUCUUUUACGAACAUUAACACCUGAACGAAAUAAAAUCGGUGAAGCAAUGCUUUGGGCUAUUGAUCAUGCUGAAGCUGCUGAUGAAAUAAUCGAUUGUAUUACUGAAUCACUCUCAAUUCUUCAAACAGCACCCUACAAAAAAAUUUCUCGACUUUAUUUAAUAUCAGAUAUUCUUCAUAAUUGUAGUGUUAAAGUUACAAAUGCAUCUCAUUAUCGUCGAGGUUUUGAAACACGUUUGCCUGAUAUAUUUCAAGAAAUACAUCAAGCAUGGUCUGUUAUUGAUGGACGUCUUCGUGCUGAACAAUUUAAACAAAAAGUUAUGAGUAGUUUUCGUGCUUGGGAAUCAUGGGCAAUAUAUCCAAGUGAUUAUCUUAUCAAACUUCAAAAUAUAUUUCUUGGACUUGUACGACAAAAAUCUACGAUAGAAAAUGAAAUCAAAAAAUCGAAAUUUGAUGAUGAUAUCGAUGGUAAACCAAUUCAUAUGGAUUCAUCAUCUGAUAAUCGACCAUUAGCACUUGUUGCUGAUUAUGAUGAUGAAGAAGAUAUUGAUGGAAAACCAAUUUCAGUGCCAAGUUCAUCAGUUGAUCAUGAUAUUGAUGGGCGUCCAAUACAUGCCACCACUAAAGAAUCUCGACCACGAUUUCAAGAAGAAGUUGACGAAAAUUCUUCAUCAGAAAUAAAACCACGUUUUGUUCCAACAAAAUGGCAAUCAAUCGAUCCAUCACAAGUUGCUGCACAAGCUGUUACAAUAUCAAAAUGGGAUUUUGAUCAAGAAUCAACUAUUAAAGGAAAUGAAAGUUUAUAUGAAGAUUUAGCUGAAACAUCAAAAGAUAAUAAUCAUACAAACAACGAUGAAUAUAUAAGAAAUAAUUCAUCAACAAGUACAUAUAGUAUUGAGAAUCCAAUAGCUACAGAUUCAUUAUCAACAUCAGAUAUAUCAGAAGAACGACGUCAAAAAUUACGAGAUGUUGAAAUUCAAGUAUUGAAAUAUGCAGAUGAACUAGAAUCUGGACGGCGUGAACGUUCAAUUGGUCUUUCAUUAGUAGAAGAAAUUGAAAUAUAUCGACAAAAUUUAUUGAAAAAAAUUGAAGACGAAACGACAGACUCAUCCAAAUCGACAAAUCGAACUUCAACUAAACAAUCCAACGAAUCCUCAUCAUCAUCGUCAUCAUCAAGAAAUCCUUCAUCACGAUAUUCUCAACAGCGAAGCGUCGACGAGAAAAAUCAAGAGACUAGUUCGCGUCGCGACGAUUCAUCUUCUAAACAUAGAUCUACUUCAACACGAAGUAAUUCAUCAAAUUCAAAUCAAUCAGAUUCUACACGAUCAUCAUCAUCAAGAACGUCUAGUGAUUAUCAUCAUAAACGAAAACGCGAUGAACGUUCACCAUCACCUUCUUCUCGGUACUCUCGAUCCAGUCGUCGAUAA
This is a messenger RNA of Adineta steineri, 2997 nucleotides long. The record is from the annotation of a GenBank genome assembly. Lineage: Eukaryota; Metazoa; Rotifera; Eurotatoria; Adinetida; Adinetidae.